CUUCUAACGUGUACAAUUUGCUUAGAUCAGAUACAAAAGCCAAGGGCAUUACCAUGUAUUCAUACGUUUUGCCAAAAAUGUCUGCAAGAGGUUAUCAACAAAAAAGCAGUUGAACAGGAUAUCAGAGCCGGGUUUGAAUGUCCUUUGUGCCGCCGCAUAACGCGCCCCCUACAGUGAAACGACGUAUACCUAACCAUCGAACAUGGGCUUCGUUGUUUCCUACAAAUCCCACAAUUGUUUCUCUGCUUGAAAACGCGGACUAUAAUGGAUCAACUGUGCAGGAAGAUGUAAAUACGAUUUUCAGAGAUAAUGACGUAAAUGAAUCAGAAAAUUCGGUAUUCGUAUCACCAGAAGCAGACGACUCAGAAACGCAUACAUCAGAAGCAGUAAACAGAUCUACAUUACCAAAUCAUCGACCACUUUCAUCCGAGGGAAUUCCAGUUUCACAUCGAACAACUUAUAUCGAGAGCAGUCCUUAUAAUUUUGAAAGCGAUGAUUCAGAACAGUAUAAUUAUCCUUAUUUAAAUUCUAAUAAUUACGAUGAUUUUUAUGAUGAUGAUGACGAUGAUUAUGAUUAUGAUUCUUAUGAUGAUGAUUAUUAUGAUUAUGAAGAUGAUCAUGUUCAUGGUAAUAAUAUUGCAAGCGUCAUACAGCGUUCAUAUUCGGCCAGCUUCAACCAGGGACCUCAGCAACCCAAUGCGGCAAGCGUCAACCAAAUACCACAGCCACAGUCUCUAUCGAACGUAUACCAAGACCCUACGCAACUGUAUCCACAAGGACCACAUCAAACGUACCCACCUAACGUCUUCCAGAGACCCCCGCCGCCGUAUCCACCAAACGCUUUCUUAGGACCUCAGCAGCAGUGUCGACCAAACAUUUCCCAAGGACCACCUCAACCGUACUCACCUAACGCAUUCCUGGGACCUCAGCCGCCGCAUCCAUCAAACGCUUUCUUAGUACCUCAGCAGCAGUAUCGACCAAACACUUCCCAAAGCCCACCUCAAACGUACCAACCUAACGCCUUCCAUGGAACUCAGCCGCCGUAUCCACAAAACGCUUUCUUAGGACCUCAACAGCAGUAUCGACCAAACACUUCCCAAGGACCACCUCAAUCGUACCAACCUAACGCCUUCCAGGGCCCUCCGCCGCCGUAUCCACCAAACGCUCUCUUUGGACCUCAGCCGCCGUAUCGACCAAACACUUCCCAAGGAUCACCUCAACCGUAUCUACCUAACGUCUUCCAGGGACCUCCACCGCCGUAUCAACCAAGCGGACCUCAGCAACCGUAUCUAUCAAGCGUUAAUCAGGUUCCACAGCAACUGCAUCGAGCAAACGUCAACCAAGGACCACAGCGUCCGUAUCUAGCAAGCGUCAAUCAAGGCCAACAACAACUCCAUCUAGGAAGCGUCAAUCAAGGCCAACAACAAAUUUAUCAAACAGGCGUCAAUCAAGGCCAACAACAACCGAAUCGAGCAAGGAACAACCAAGGACAACAUCCAUCGUAUCUUCCAAAUGUCAACCAAGGACCAUGGCAACUGCAUCCACAUGGCUACAAUCAAGGCCAACAGCAAACUCAUUAUGGAUGCUUUAACCAAGGGCCACAGCAACCGCAUCCACAAUGCUUCAACCUAAGACCUCUGGAACCGUAUACACCGAGCUUUAAUCUAGGACAACGACAACCUCAUCCACCAAACUGCAAUCAAGGACCACAGCAACCGCAUCCACAAUGCUCCACCCAAGGACCUCUGCAACCAUAUACACCAAGCUGCAAUCAAGGACCACAACACUCGUAUCCGCCAAGCUUCAACCAAGAACAACAACAACAACCGUAUCCACCAAGGGUCAAUCAAGGACCACAGCAACCUCGUCCACAAAAUUUCACCCGAGGACCACAUCAGCCGUAUGCAGUAAUGGUCAACGAAGAAUCUCAGCAUUCACAUUCACCGAACGUAUUCCAAAGACGGCAGAGUCCGCAUCUAGCAAACAUGAACCAAGGUACAAACCAACCGUUUACCGACAGCGUCAACCAAAGUCAGCCAGCAAACAUCGAACAGGUACCCCAGCAGACACAUUUAACAGGCGUCAACCAAGAAUCUCAGCAACAGCAUCUAGAAAGUGUAAACCAAGGGCUACAUGAACUGCAUCUAUCAAGCGUUAGUCAAUAACCGCAACCGCUUCCGGGAAGAUUUUACCAAGAACAUCAGCAUCCAUAGGAAUGUUAUUAUCUUGUCUGACCUCAAUGAUUGCAUUUGGAGAGCUUCAUCUAGGGACAUCAACCUCAGAGUGUUAGCAACCUGUCAGAGUCAUUGUUUGCGCACAACAAAAUGAUGAUGAUUGCAAUCUUAUAUGCUGAAAUAUCGAAGGUCAAGAUUUCCUAUAUUAUUGGAAAAAAAUAAAUUAAUAGAUCUUAAUUGUAAUGACUAAGUGAUUUGACAUUUGAUACACAUCCGAUCAAGCGUUAUAUAAAUAAACUUCGUUUUCGUCUGAAACAUGUCAUGAUUGAAACAUAACAUAUAGAAACAUUGGAUUACACUACGCGUUUUGCUGAUUCCGUAACUAACCGUUGUCUUGUGCGCAUGCGCGAAUCUACCUUCACAAUACUACACAAUCAAAUUGUCAUUGUCGUCGAAUUUAAAUGUUUUGUAAAAAAAACUAUUGUUAUUUCUAUUUAAAACAAAUACUGAAAUGUAUGGGAAAAGCAAGUCUACAUUAGUGGGUUGACUUGUUGAUAAGAUCACUUCUUGUUGCUAAAGUAAAGGUACAUACACUCGUAGACUUCACGCAAGCAACCAGAAGUCAUGCAACCCAAAUCAACCGUCAUAUAUAGUAUUCCUUUUAUACUGUUCUAUAUAUGCGUUUACACCAUAUAGUUUUUUUCAUAUGUUAUUAAAAC
Messenger RNA from Mya arenaria, 2893 nucleotides. RefSeq lists its product as uncharacterized. The record is from RefSeq and is a predicted model, not a curated record. The transcript is spliced from 2 exons. The coding region runs from base 138 to 2165 and encodes 675 amino acids. NCBI's taxonomy places the organism in Eukaryota, Metazoa, Mollusca, Bivalvia, Myida, Myidae.